CACUCGCAACAAGCUUCUGCGGGUGGCGGCGGCCAAAUCUACCCCGUUUCUUCAAACACAGCGACCGUUUUGGAGAUUGGGUUCUCAAAAAUCUCCAGCAUAUUAGCAAAGGAUAUAUAGGUCUUUUUAACAAAUUUUCCUUUCCUAUUUGGCUCUACUCUGUAUGUACGCGACCUCUCUGCCUCCUCAGUGCUCUGCUUUGUCCGCUGGUACUCGUAGGCUGUGGAACUUCCAGGAUCUUUGAGAAGAUCAUUUGAUUUUGGGUGUUAAUGGAAGCCAAAUUCUUUCGGUUUCUUAAGAUAGUGGGUGUUGGGUACAAAGCCAGAGCUGAGGCUGAAGGAAGGCUGUUGUAUCUGAAACUGGGAUACAGUCAUGAGGUUGAGCUGACAGUCCCUCCUGCAGUUCGAGCUUUUUGCUUCAAGAACAAUGUAAUUUGCUGCACUGGCAUUGAUAAACAGCGAGUUAACCAGUUUGCCGCUGCUGUUCGGAGUUGUAAGCCUCCCGAGGUUUACAAAGGCAAAGGUAUAAUGUAUAUUGAUGAAGUUAUUAAGAAGAAACAAGGAAAGAAGUCGAAAUGAGUGCUAGAUGUACAAGUACUCAUUUUGGCUUAGCUAGACAUGGUAAUUGGGAAUUGGGAGUUGAGUAUGCUUCUCUUUUUAUGAGGAUAAGUUUGGUUUUAUUUCUUGGUUCCAAUUGGAAAAUUCUUGUGAAGUUAUUGUUAUGCAUUUGUCUUAAUCAGGCUCAAGCUUUUUUUCUUUCUGUUGAAGUGAAAAUGAUUGUUUUUA
Molecule: messenger RNA, 785 nt
Organism: Ziziphus jujuba (common jujube)
Lineage: Eukaryota; Viridiplantae; Streptophyta; Magnoliopsida; Rosales; Rhamnaceae
Product: large ribosomal subunit protein uL6m
Exons: 2
Coding region: 270-578 (102 amino acids)
Biological process (GO): translation
Cellular component (GO): ribosome
Molecular function (GO): structural constituent of ribosome; rRNA binding
Source: RefSeq, a predicted model, not a curated record